Messenger RNA from Hevea brasiliensis (rubber tree), 1591 nucleotides. Its product is annotated as protein FATTY ACID EXPORT 3, chloroplastic. The coding region runs from base 231 to 1253 and encodes 340 amino acids. The transcript is spliced from 7 exons. Lineage: Eukaryota; Viridiplantae; Streptophyta; Magnoliopsida; Malpighiales; Euphorbiaceae. The record is from RefSeq and is a predicted model, not a curated record. Gene Ontology annotation, cellular component: membrane.
CAGUGGGUCAGCCAGCAUAAACUUGUUGGUUACGUGUCAAGAAAGUACCACAAGUUUCCUCUCCACUUCUCAGGCAAGAGCGCAAUGAGUCAAGUGUCCAAGCUAAGCCCUAAGCUCUAUCUCUCUCUCUCUCGUGCCCCUCUUCCAUUCCCCUCGUGCGCUUCGCCUCGCAUCGCUUCUGUUGUCUGCCCAUCUUGCUCAUCGGCUUUCUUUCUGGAAGAAGAAACAGAAUGAGUGUUGCAGUGGAAUUGUUAGCUACUCGAAACCUUAGCUAUUUGCAGUCAAAGAGAGCUUCUUUAUCUUCUUCAAAGUCCUUGUGUCCUUCUUCGUCUCUAAGGCUCGAACGUUUGCUUAAACCUAGGGGUUACAGAGUUGCGAUUGAAGUUCCUGCUGUUUUUACUCCUAAAGACCUAGGGAUUGGGAUUGGUUUUCCUUCUCUCCAGCGAAGGAAUUCGUUGAACCGAUCGAUUGUGUCAUUUGCUGCCUCCCACGAAGAAUCGCAUUCAGAAAUUGAAGUGGACAAGGAAAACUAUGGUGAUGAGUUGGGAGCCGAAGAAUCACAAGAAGUUUGGAAAGAGACGCUAGCUUCUUUCAAAGAACAAGCCUUGAAGAUGCAAAGUGUGUCUCAAGAAGCAUACGACGUAUACUCCAAGAAAGCAAUGGUUAUUUUGAAAGAAACAUCGGAGCAGUUGAAAAUUAAAGCAGACAAGGCUAAAAGUGAUCUGGCCGUGCUAGCUAAGGAGGUGACCGAAGAGAGUAAAGAAUUCCUAUCAAUAGCUGCUCAGAAUUCCCCUGAACCAGUGAAGGAGGUUGUGGAAACGUUUGCUUCCUCGACUGAUGAUCUGAAUGAUUUUUCUGGAAUUCAUGACUUCCAUCUUGGAAUACCUUAUGGUUUGCUUCUUUCUGUUGGUGGCUUUCUUUCCUUUAUGUUGAUGGGCAGCAUUUCUGCUGUUAGGUUUGGUGUCAUUCUUGGUGGUGCUCUUUUGACUUUAAGCAUAUUGAGCUUGAGAUCAUACAAAAAGGGACAACCAUGUACUUCAGUUGUGAAAGGACAGGCAGGAAUAGCAGCCCUAAUCUUUCUUAGGGAGAUAAGAUUGCUGUUUCAGUUCUUUCUUUCUUGGCAGAAAGCUUCUAUUUUGACCUUUUUCUCAACCGUCAUCAGUGGCGCAAUGGUUGCAUUCUUUCUUUAUAGAAUUAAUGUGAAUGGUAAGCAGAACGAAGGAUCAGACAUGGGACAAGGAGCUGAAAAUUGAUGAAUUUGUUGCAGGUUGGUUGGAUUGACAUGUGCCCAUAGAGAUAUGAACACAAAAUAUGAAGGCUUCUAGAUUAUGUUAGCUGUGAAGAACAGAGUGAAGUUUCAGAGGUGAUGGUUUGUUUGUGGAGCAUUAGAGUACAGAAGUGGGUUUUCAAGUACGAUGAUAUGGAAAAAGAAUUGAAUAAUCCAAUGGAUAUUUCUCCCGCAUGCGGGCUUAAAAUUGAUGGUGUUUUUGCCCUUGUAUGCUACAGGUGUUCAUUUCUUCAAGGUUGCUUAUCCAGUUCUUGGUGUUAAUUAGUAAGAAGUAAAUGCAGAAGCUUCCUGUUCUUGGUCAUA